AUGAGCACGAUCCUUCUUGCUUCCAUGACCAGCUCGAGGAAUGACAUGGUUCCCUCCGUCGUCGUAAAAGACUUCCUAUUUGGGGUUGACGAGCUUGAAAAUCUCUUCAUUGAAAGACUGGAAGAAGCCGUUGAGAUCCCUUCGGUUUCUGCAUAUGCAGAACGAAGGGAAGAUGUGUUCAGAAUGAGCGAGUGGACUGCCUCCAAAAUGAGGGACCUUGGAGUGGAAGUAACUCUCAAACCGUUGGGGAAACAGGAGGACAAACCUGAGCUCGAGUUACCACCCCUGGUAUUGGGUCGCUACGGUCGUGAUAGUGAGAAGCCUACUGUUCUUGUUUACUGCCACUACGAUGUCCAGCCUGCAGCUCUCGAGGACGGUUGGAAACACGACCCAUGGGUACUCACGAUCGAAGAGAACGGACGCUUGUGCGGCCGUGGAACUUCAGACGACAAGGGCCCUCUGAUAGGCUGGCUCAACAUGAUCGAGGCUUUUCAGAAGGCCGGUGUGGAGGUUCCAGCGAACUUGGUCUUUUGCUUCGAAGGCAUGGAAGAGAACGGCUCCUUUGGUCUCCGCAAAGCGCUGGAAGAAGAGGCGACAAAGUUCUUCUCCGAUAUUGACUGCGUCUGCAUUACUGACGUCGUUUGGGUCAGCGAUGAACAACUCAGCAUCCCCCAAGGUCUGAGAGGAAUUCUCUUCUACCUGCUCACCAUCACCGGCGCCGACCAGGACGCGCAUAGCGGUGGUUUUGGUGGGCAGAUCUCGGAGCCGAUGACGGAUAUGGUUAACAUCAUGUCUUCACUUGUGGACUCCAGUGGAAAGAUCUUGGUACCCGGGAUCUAUGACAAUGUGCAGCCAGUGACGGCAGAAGAGUAUGAGAGCUACAACAAGUUGAAUAUUUCUGAGGAUUCUUUACUCGGAGGAACAGGCGGCAGAAUCCUACACGAAACGCAAGCUGAUGCUUUGAUUGCGAGAUGGAAGAAGCCGUCCUUGAGUCUGCACAGAAUCGAAAACGCAAGACCUGGCGCCGGAGCAGUCACCUCGAUUCCCGCCAAGCUAGUGGGAAAGUUCAGCAUACGAACCGUGCCAAACAUGAAAGCCAAGGACAUCAACAAGCUUGUGCAAAAGCACAUCGAGGACCGCUUCAAGAGCCUCGGAAGCAAGAACGACUUGGAGAUCAACUGCGCUCACGAAAGCGACUGGUUUUACGAGAGCUCCGACCACUGGAACUAUCAAGCUGCGAUCCAGGCGACCCAGGAAAUUUGGGGUGUGAAUCCUGCUCUUACAUGCGAGGGCGGCAGUAUUCCCAUCGCGCUGGAUUUCAAGGAGAUUUUGCAGAAGAACGUGCUUUUGCUGCCUGUUGGGCGCCCAACAGAUGGCGCUCACUCUAUCAACGAGAAGCUGGACAAGAACAACUACAUCAAUGCAAUCAAGCUGUAUGGCUCGUAUCUGAAGGAGGCACGGGCACUCUGGCAGCAGAAAAGGCAGGCGUAG
Molecule: messenger RNA, 1491 nt
Organism: Colletotrichum karsti
Lineage: Eukaryota; Fungi; Ascomycota; Sordariomycetes; Glomerellales; Glomerellaceae
Product: glutamate carboxypeptidase
Exons: 8
Coding region: 1-1491 (496 amino acids)
Biological process (GO): proteolysis
Molecular function (GO): peptidase activity
Source: RefSeq, a predicted model, not a curated record